AUGGUGAGCCGACACAAACGCGACAGCAGCGGCCUCCGCGUGUCGGAGCGCGAGCCAAUGGACACGAGCGCGUCUGGAACGAGUGCUGUGCCACAUAAAAGGUACUCGAAGCCACGACGGCCGCACGUUCCGCCGCCGCCGCCGCCGCCUCCCAUUUCUUCCGCUCAGUUUGGCCACGUUGAUAGUAAAGUGGAGACCUCGGGGCGUCAAAUGCCAGGCAGUGAAAUGCCGUAUCACACGCGCACGGACGGCGUGAUGAACGCGAGCGAGUUGUUUCCUACUGGGAUGAGUGAAGCAGGUAGGGCUGGGUACUCGUCGAUGAAAACGCCAGUGGAGAUGAAGGACUAUGCGGCCAAUACGAAACGUGUUCGCUCGGUGGAUGAGAGCUCGGAGGACAGCAUUGACAAUGGGAGCUACGUGACGGACAAGAUCCAGGGCGGUUUAAAUGAAGGCAUUGGCUGGUUCCAUGCCAAGAUCAAGGUCGAGAACACGAUCCACUGGGCCAAUAACUACAAGAUCCAGUGCUGUAUGUUUUUCAUAUUCAUCUGUGGUGCCGCGCUUACGGUCGCUUUUGCCGACAAUGAUGCUAAUGCAUCAGUCGGACUCGUUGCUGGCAGUCUCAUUACGCUCUUCUGUUGCUCAGCAGUGGUGUAUACGUUUCUGACGCGACCGACGUGGCGUAAACAUCCAAACCCCAUCAUUUUCUUUCGCAGUAUCUGUGAUAUCUGUCUGGUCGCGGUGCUGCUUAUUACGGAGCUGUACAAGUGUGGCAGUGGAGACUGCUCGAAUUCGCUAACAGGAGCUUCGUGUACUGCAACGGCUGCGCUGACACAGUUUUUCCUCUGGACAUCGGAGAGUUGGUUCUUUGUCAUGGCAAUCGACAUGCUGUCGUCGUUGCAGAGUCCGUUUACUGAUUACAAGAGCAACGUCCGCCGGUACCAUGGCUUUGUAUGGGCAACAGGCCUUCUUACGUGUCUCCUGCUGGUGUCGAUCCCGGAUUUUGCUGGCGAGUCCGAGUUUGGAUAUUGUUGGACAGCAAGCAAAAGCAAGUUGCGUCGUGGCAAGAGCGAAAGCUCUGGCUCGAGCGAUACGGGCAAUCUUUGGAACCUCAAUUUUCAAUCGUGGCUACUGUUCUACAUCUGGCUCAUUUUGUUCUGGAUCUACGCUAUCACCGUUAUCUACUGGGCGUACAGGCGUCUUAACUCUGGUCUUUCGGAGACACUGCGCAUGCGUCUUCGCGUGCUACACUCGGUCACGAUUUAUGUGAUUGCCAUUAUCAUCUACUGGGGCCUGUCGUUUUGUAUCUACGUGCCGUUCUUGGUUCAAGGCAACGAACGGUCGAGUCGAGUCGAGCACAUGAUGAACUUUAUGAUUACAUGCAAGGGAUACUUCGACUUUGUGGUGUGGUUUCAAAUGAACGAUUUUCACGAUGCGUUGAAGAAAGGCAAAGGGAAGAAGACGGACGUUGACGUGGAUGUGGAUUUGAGCCCUCAAGUGAACCUUGCUUUGCGCUGCGAAGUGUUGUACUACACGACGACGGGCAUCAUUCAGGCUGUACGAGACACGCAGCAUUUGCCACCGGGCGCUAACCAGCAGGAGUUGUAUUUGCAGCCACAGGGUACCGAAGACAAUCGUGGAUCCCUUGGUGUCGAUGAGUACAUGAUUCGCACGCGCCCAAAAGCUGCAUUGGGCAAGGGCACGUUGUUUAUUGACUAUUGCCCCCACACGUUCCAGACGAUUCGUGAACAUUUUGGAAUCAACACGAAUCAGUACAUCGAGAGUCUGAGCCGGACAACAAAGGAGCGACUGAGUGAAGGCGCAAGUGGGGCUUUCAUGUUCUUUUCGCACGACCAGCAGCUUAUUGUGAAGAGUAUGAGUGACGAGGAGUCGGUCUUCCUGCGCUCAGUAGCAGCCGAGUACGCCUCCUUUUUGCUGACGAACCCGGACAGCUUACUGACGCGAUUUUACGGUUGCCACGCGAUUCGGCUGUAUGGCAAUACGUUUAAUUUCGUCGUUAUGGCCAAUCUGUUCAGCACGGAAAAAGUGAUUCAUCGGCGGUACGAUAUCAAGGGUUCCUGGGUGAACCGCAGCGCCAAGCACCCAUCGAAAGGCAAGCGAGUGACGUGCCGUCACUGUAACGCCAAGUACGUCUUUGGCUCAACGGAUGCAGAGAAUUGCCGUGCACGAGUUGGUCGCCACGAACCAAAUGUGAUUUUGAAAGACAAUGACUUGACAGCAAAAGUUCGCUUGGAUCCGAAAGUUGCGGAGGAAUUGUACGACCAGCUAGUGAAGGACGCGAACUUCCUGUCACGAUUAGGGAUUAUGGACUAUUCUCUUCUGCUUGGUAUUCAUAACGUGGAGUACAUGGUGAACCCGGAUUUGGAGGAAGAACCUGUGCUUCCACCGAAAGAUGCGGUUGGUCCGAGACGUCGAAGUACUGCGAACAAUUCGUCCAUGGUGGGAUCCAAUGCUCCUCCCAUUAGGGAAUCGAAGCCACAGACAGGUCUUCCUCGCCUUGCAACUGGUACUCGUCGGGCGAACACCGUGGUCGGUCCUUCAAUCUACUACUUCGGGCUCAUUGAUAUCCUGCAGACGUGGAACAUGGACAAGAAGCUCGAGCGCUUUGCUAAGACCAAGUUGCUGGCAAAAGAUCCGGACGGGUUGUCAGCAAUUCCUCCUGCUGCAUACUACGAGCGUUUCAAACGAAAGAUGGGCGAGAUUUUGUCGGUAACCCUUCGUGACGAAUACACGGAGUUGUAUGUUGGUGAGCGGAGAGAGGGCAAUGGCCCCGAUCUGAUGGACGCCGACCCGAACCGGCGUUUUUUUUAA
Molecule: messenger RNA, 2829 nt
Organism: Peronospora matthiolae
Lineage: Eukaryota; Oomycota; Peronosporomycetes; Peronosporales; Peronosporaceae
Source: the annotation of a GenBank genome assembly